AUGAGCUAUAAUACAAAACUUAUAUCUGGUUUUUACUACCAACAGUUUCCUAUAACAGGAAAAGGUGUCAUACAAGGUCUAUCUGUUCCAUUGACUUUAAGUACACCUAUUUUAUAUAUUGUUUCAAACUUAGGUUCAAAGUGCUAUUCGAAUGUCGACAGAAACUACUAUGACCAAAAGAUACUCAUGCGUAUAAACAACACAUUCUCUGCUGGUUUGCCUAUUGUUCAUUCGAAUGCAGAGUUUUCAGCUUUAGUAAACUCAAACACUUUAGCAAACAUAAACUUAACCUUAGUCGACGCAAACUUUGUUCCUGUAAAACUUUUAUGUCCUAUGUAUUUGUCAAUGACGGCAGAAAGUUUCGAAUUGGAAGAUGCAACUGGUGAAAGUAUUGUACUACAAGAACAACUUCAACAACAAAUAGCUCAAGAACAACAAAUGCAACAAAUGCAACAAAUGGAACAAAUGCAACAACAAAGUCAAGAAUAA
Trichomonas vaginalis G3 is the source of this 489-nucleotide messenger RNA. RefSeq lists its product as uncharacterized. The transcript has a single exon. The record is from RefSeq and is a predicted model, not a curated record. NCBI's taxonomy places the organism in Eukaryota, Parabasalia, Trichomonadida, Trichomonadidae. The coding region runs from base 1 to 489 and encodes 162 amino acids.